This is a messenger RNA of Biomphalaria glabrata, 5829 nucleotides long. Its product is annotated as calcineurin subunit B type 1. Lineage: Eukaryota; Metazoa; Mollusca; Gastropoda; Planorbidae. Gene Ontology annotation, molecular function: calcium-dependent protein serine/threonine phosphatase regulator activity; calcium ion binding. Bases 131 to 643 code for a protein of 170 amino acids. The transcript has 6 exons. The record is from RefSeq and is a predicted model, not a curated record.
UAUUGCUAAGACCAGCUUGUUUUGUAAUUUAGUCAUAGCAAGAUUGAAAAUACCCGUAUGACAUAGCAAAAGGAAGUAGACACUCGAUUGCAAGAAGUUGUCAACAGCGGGGAAGACAGCGAGAAAAGAAAUGGGGAAUGAAAACAGCCUGCCAAUGGAACUGUGUUCCACAUUUGAUAUGGAUGAGAUUAAAAGAUUAGGAAAGCGCUUCAGAAAGUUGGAUUUGGAUAAUUCAGGGUCACUUAGUAUUGAUGAAUUUAUGUCAUUACCUGAAUUACACCAAAAUCCCCUAGUUCAAAGAGUCAUAGAUAUAUUUGACACAGAUGGAAACGGAGAAGUUGACUUCAAAGAAUUUAUUGAAGGUAUUUCACAGUUUAGUGUCAAAGGGGAUAAAGAGUCAAAAUUAAGGUUUGCUUUCAAAAUAUAUGACAUGGACAAGGAUGGCUACAUUUCCAAUGGUGAGCUUUUCCAAGUCCUGAAAAUGAUGGUAGGCAACAAUCUUAGAGAUACGCAACUCCAGCAGAUUGUAGAUAAAACCAUUAUACACGCAGACACAGAUGGGGAUGGCAAGAUCUCAUUUGAAGAAUUUUGUGAUGUCGUAGGAAAUAUGGAUGUUCAUAAGAAAAUGGUUGUUGAUGUGUAAGAUAUUUGGUCAGCCUCAUAACUUUUUUUUUUUCUACAUACCCUAAGGCAAAAAAAAGUUCCAAUUUAGUUUUUUAUUUUUCAAUAUACUUUUAAAAUAUAUAUAUUUGUAUAUAUAUAUAUUUUUUUAAAGUUCCCAAAUUAGCCAGCAUGCACCUUGUACAUAACCAACCAUUUUUUUGUGGAUAGUUCAAAGAAGAUAUGCAAAGGAACAAGUUGGCGCUUUUCUUUUUUUUUUUCUCCACUGCUUGGAUGUAAAAAUAAAAGCCGAUAUCUAAACAUACUAGAUGCUGAAAGUAAGAUAACAUUGGUUAUAUGGUGGAUACAUCUUGCACAAUUUGUUUGUGGCAAAAUCAUUGAGAGGGCUGGAGUUUUUAGCAUAAAUUUUGUGUAUGCUUGUGUUGGAUAUUUGACCUUUUAUGAUGGCACUAGUCCUCUUUUUUUUUUUUUUAAUACCUUUUCUGCAUUUAAAUUUAAAAAAAAAUUGUGUAUUUCUAUAGUGUUAAAGUCUCAAAUCUAUGAGAAAUCAGUGGUUAUGUUUGUAUGACACCUGAACAAUUAUUUAGUUAUUUAAUGCUGCACUCUUGUAUGUAUGCUUUUAUCAAACUACUGUUAAAAAUAUUCUUUAUUAUUAUUUUUUUAACUUCUCCAUUUUACUAUUGGUUAUGCUUGGCAACCAUUAAACUGAGUAAACUUUUCAAAGUUACAAGAUGAAUAUUGACAAUUUGUUUUCUUAGAAAUGAAAGAAAAGUAACAUUUAAAUUUUAUAAGGAGCCAUGUUUUUAAACAAAAUAUAUAUAUAUAUAUAUAUUAUUUAUAAGUGUAGGAGCAAUGUUUAUAAAGAUUGAUUGUGAUAUAUUGAACAUUAUAUCAAAGAAUUCAUUUCAACAUAAUUAUGGGAGCCUGCACUAUUCAUUUCAAACAAAUAUACUCCAGGUGAUUUAUGUACUGUGCUGGUUUCAUUAGCACAAUACAAGUAUGUAGAAUUAGUGUUUGUUUUUGUCUAUUUUUAAACAGAGUUUUAUUUAUUUUAGACACAUUUUUUCCCCUGUGUAUUGUAUAGAAUUUCUCCCUUUAGUGUUGCAAACCCAUGAUAUAGUCAUCUUAAUAGCUUGAUCCUAAAUCUAAUCAUUUUUCUUUGCUGUGCUCUAUUAUGAGUUUUUUUUAAAGUGAGUGUUACCCCUUUGCUAACCUUUUCAUAUAAAUAUCAUAAACAGACCCUCAGCUUCUCCCCCUUGUUUCUAUAUUAUUUAGAAUAUAUAAUAUAUAUAAUUCUGUAGAGCAUAAUGUUAUUUCUUGACACUUCUAGUUCUACAAAUAUUGUGAACAACCCAUGACAUUUUGAAAAGUGUCCAAGCUUGGUUUAAUAUUUCACUUAUAAAUCUGAUUUUCUUGUGCUUAUUUUGGUUAAUCCAAAAUUUGGAUUUACCGAAUUUCAUAAAAGUAUAAAUAUUUUUUUUUUUAAAUGUGAAAGUUUGACAGGAAAUUCAGCUACUCGAUUGCAGUACAAAACCAGUCAAUGGAUUUUUCUUCUUCACUCGAAUGUUUUUUGUUUGGAAGUGUUUUUUAAACCCUUAUGCUAUAAAAUGUUUUAUUAGUGCACACCAUCCUCUUUCUGAUAAUGAGGGAUCUUUAUUUUGGAGUUGUUCACUUUAGAAUAAUAAUAAUAAUUUAUAGUUAUUGUUAUGCAGGUUAUUAACAUUUUUAGGGUUAUCUAGCGUACAUGUACUGUAGCUAAAAGUAAUUUUUUUUUGUUCAUGCCCUUCACUAAUUAUUAUUGUUAUUGUUUGCUCCUUGACGAAUGGUUACUGAUUUUUUAAAAACUUUUGACAGCGCCAUAGUAUUUACAUUUUUUUAAUUUGUAUUGUUUAGAUGUCAGUCAGUAAUGAUGAUCCAUUCUCUGAGAUGAUAGUCUUUCAUCAUCCUCAUCUCCCUUGACUCAUAACUUGUGUUUACUGGUUUUGUGUAUGUACUUAGUUGGCCAUUAAAAGACUGUGUACAGUGUUCAGAGAGCAGCCACCAUAGCUCCUUCUUCACCAAAAUUCUGUUUGUUUUUUAAAAAUUGUACAUAAUUAGACAUAGCCAAAAUAAAAAUAAAAAUAUUUUUAAGAUCUGUACAAAGUAAAUUUUACAAAAUGGUUUUUUUUUUUCCUUUUGAGCUGCCAUAUUUUAUUAUUUAAAAAAUAAGCAACACUGGUUGCAUCAUCAAUUUACUAUCUUAAUUUUAUCUUAAGUUGACAUUAUUCCUUUUUGAAAUGUAUUGACUACAUCAGAAAUGUUGGUCCUAGUGAGAUUUUUUUCUAUUAGUGUUUAUCCCAUUAUGCAAAUUGGCCUAAAUGCUGAUUAAAAUAUCUCGUUUACCAUCAUUUAUUGAAAUGACAAAGCCAUUUUUUUUUUGUUGUUGUUCAUUUAGCUCUGCACAUUUUUAAUUUUUAAAAAUUUUGUUGGAUGUUUAUUAUUACUUUUUUUUUUUUUUAAGAUUUAUCAAACAGUGCAUAUUAAAUAUAAAUUUAAUAUAUCUGUCAUUAACAUCUUUUUUUUUACCCUUUUCUUUGGCCCUUAAGUGUUUUUUUUUUUAUUCACCUUGUUUUAAAAUCUAAUUUUUGCACCAUUUUUAAUAUAUAGUUCAUUCAACUAUCUUAAAUGUUUUUCAAUGAUGUUGUCUCUACUUUUAUUGAUGUUUUGGCCGUAAUAUUUCUUUGAUAGAUUAAACAGAAAACAUGACACUCUUAUUAUUUUCCUGAAAAAUUUAAAUAUUAUAAAAUUAUUUUACAAGAAAAAUAAUUCAGACUUCAUAGUUCUUGCGAUUUUCAAUGUUAAGAAAGGCAGAAGUCAAAUCUGUAUAGCAAUAUACAAUAUCUGAUGGUAACUACUUAACUAGUAAAUACUUUGUAUGAAAAAUAUUAUGUUAUCCCCUUUAGAAAAAUCAUCAUUUUUGUUGUUUUUUUUUUACCUAUGUUAUUAUAUUUUGUGUUAUUAUUUUGUUUUGAGGCCAAAGACAAGUCAUAGCUAUUUCUUUUCUCUAUUUUCUUUUAUUUUUAUUUUGAGACCAUAAUAUUCCUUUGUGUGGGAGUAAUGGAAUGAGCAGACCUAUGAAAAUGUUCAACAGAAUACAAUAUUUUGUUAAGACACAGAAACAAGACUGUACCGGUACAUUUCAGAUUAUUAAUGGUGAUGCAGAGCAUCCCAUCUUUUUUUAUAUGGUCAAGUUACAUUUAGAUCAAUACAGACAGGUUUCUGCUGAUUUCACAUACAUAUAUGUACGUUGGUGUAUCUUAACUAUUGUGAAUUUUUAAAACAAAAAUCCUAUAUUUAUCUUUACUUAUUAUCCCAUUUUGUGUUUGUGAAGCUCUGUGGUAUGUUAUUUGCUUAGUGUGUUGAUACACUGGUGUGUGACUGGGUGAACCUAUUGGCAUUGUAGCUCAUGAUGCGUGGUGCUAGUUCUGUUCUAUGGAAUUGAGCCACCUGCAGAUUGCCAUUCUCUUGGGUUAGGAAAUUUGUGUUAAAGAUCUAAGUGGUGACAGCACAUAAAAUUAAUGCAAGGUAGAAAUCCUUGCACUUUAAGUUAGUGAACAUGACCUCACUUUUCCUGAACUUUCCAAGUUAACAUUAUCCAGCAACUUUAAAAAAAAAAAUACAUGCCGUUUUUUGUUUUGUUUUUAUGACAGGGUAAAAACCAUUAAUUAAAUUUUUUUUUUUAAAUGAUGUGUCCUUUUGAACUAGAAAUGUGCUUCUUCUACACAUAUCUCCAUUGAAAUGUGAAACUUUGAUAUUGAUUCAAUCAACAUUGGAAACACAACUAGAAUAAUAAAUUUCUAUCAAUGAUUUGUGAAAAUGCUGUUAUAAUUUUUUUUUCUUUAAACUUGCAUAAAAAUAACCCACUUAAAUGUAGAAAAAGAUGUAUGGUCUUAUUUAAAAAAAAUAAAUUUUGGUUUUAUUGAGAUUCCAAUUCAAUUUCAAUGUAUGAGAUUUCUUUUCAAGUUAAAUGUUUAUAUAAUAUUGUCCUUGCCAUUUUAGUUUCUUUUGAAAAGUAAAAUAUUUUUUGCUCUAUUUGAAAUUAUCAAUUUUUGAAAGUACUACUAAAAAAAAAAACUAGAAUUUUUAAUUAAAAUGGGGGUUGAAGGGAUUCAGCAAGUUGACAUUGGCAUAAUCUUUCUUAGUUAUAUUCAGUGCUACUAAAAACCUUUUCUAUGAUCAGUUUUUCCACUUUGAAAUUGUUUUCAUGUUCUUGUAUUGUGUAAAACAUCUGCUAGGCUAGACAUGUGUUCAUUGUGCAUGCUGUCUGAAGCAAUGGCCAUGCUUUUUUUCUGCAUUCCCAAACAUUGACUUCUUACUAAUAGAAUAGAGAUUCUAGCCCAUUUUCAAACUAUUCAAAGUCAUCUCUGUUUAUAGUUAUUAUAUAUGUUCCCAUAGCUAAGGACACCAACACUUAUUAACAAACUGUGAUAUAAAUUCUGACAGUGGAACAGUAGGUUACUUGACCUUUGACAAACACAUUUAGAUUGGUUCCAUUUAUUUUCCUGUACGAAAAUGUAAACAUACAAGUUUUUAUUUUUUUUUAAAUAAAUAAUCUAUUUAUAUAAUUCACAUGUACUGAUUUUCAAAAUCAUUUGUGUAAGUUUUGUUGAUUUUUGCUUGUUUGUAACUGAGCCAUGUGCAGGAGUGACUUUCUUUUUUGUCCUGUUGACAGUAAUUGUAUUUCAUUCUCUCUCUACUUAAAGAACAUGCAAUAGUGCAUUUAGAAACAAACAUGUGUAGACACAGCUGAAUAGAAAUGUUAUUACAAGUAGACUUGAAGUGAUAGAACGUAAUUUUGGAAGCAUCAUAAGAUUUCUAUGGAAAGAGUUAUUUCAGUGCAUGUGGUUCCUUUUAACCCUUAAUUUACUUUGUGUUUCAUCCCAAGACCCUUCCCCUCUGCUUACUCUCGAGUAAGUUUUAUUUAUUUCUCCUUGUGACUGCACCAAUGCAUGUUCCUCUUUCUCUUCACCAAAUAGAUCAUUUUUUGUUUAAAUGUGUGAAAGCCUUUUUUUUUGUUUUGUUUGUUUGAUGUCUCCAUAAUGUUGUUUUCCUUGUUGUGAUGUCGUCAUGGUUGCUAUGAUCAGAUAUUUUCAUUAUUUUUAUCUACACUAUUUGACUGUUGUUCAAAUUUUUCCUUAUUAAAAACAAAAUAAAACAUAAAAACAUCAA